Penicillium cataractarum is the source of this 4323-nucleotide messenger RNA. Its product is annotated as putative protein kinase. Lineage: Eukaryota; Fungi; Ascomycota; Eurotiomycetes; Eurotiales; Aspergillaceae. The record is from RefSeq and is a predicted model, not a curated record. The transcript is spliced from 3 exons. Gene Ontology annotation, molecular function: ATP binding; protein serine/threonine kinase activity; protein serine/threonine/tyrosine kinase activity. Gene Ontology annotation, biological process: peptidyl-serine phosphorylation; peptidyl-threonine phosphorylation. Bases 1 to 4323 code for a protein of 1440 amino acids.
AUGGAUUCCUGGACAAUGCCGACCAAACCGGCGCAGACCACGGGGAGGGGUCCAACGGGGACAACCCAAUCUCGGGGUUCCAAUCCAUCUAGACACGACGACUCGGGCUCUGGAGCGGAAACCCCUGCCCGUAGACGUCUUCAAAAAGCUGCCUCCACUACCUUCCACAUCAAUACCACGACCAAUUUCGAUUCGCAGUCCUCGAGGGGCAUUGCAGGCCCGCGCUCAGGGGAAAUGGGUAGGAGGAGAUUGUCCAUCAGAGGUCCAAAGGCUCCUCAGGGGCCUCGCCCACAGGAUGCUUCGCGCGGGAGCAAACCCUCCGCCACCUACUUUCACUCCGAGAGUUCCUCAAUUGAUUCCACAAACGAUUCAACAGUGCCGUAUAAUCUUCGAUCUACAAGUGUGGGCAACUUGGCGAAACCAGAGACCAGCCAAGCCCCCCAAGCGGAGAGAAAUGAUUUUUUGGCACCGAUCAGUUUCGAUGAUUUCCACAAUAGCAUCAUGGCCGAACCCAGUCUCAGUAAUUUCCCUAUGCCUGGUAAUGGCGCCGCGGGAUCUGAAAACAGGGAUUCUGGGUUGUCUACAACCAGUUCUUGGACCACCCACAGCUAUGAGAGCACUGCUUCGGAGCGGGCAAGGGGCCCUGCAUCUCGUCGAAAGAGCGAAGUCCACCGCUUCAACGGUCAGACUCCUACGAAUUCGGGGCUAUCGGCUGCCUCCGCCAACUCGCGUAGCCGCCGCCAAAGUCUUGCUCAAUCCCCUGCCGCGGCCGCUGCGAGUACACGAGGCUCGCGCAAGUCUAUAAGCUCAGGUGCUUUCGCACCUACCAAUGCGUCUGCUAGGCGCGCUAGUCUCAGCGCUCGCAAAGUCAGUGUCGACACGACGCGAAUUGAUACGAAUAAUUUCCUUCGCCCACGGGCCCAGCAACCGGACCAAGGCCAGGAUGAGACCAAAGUUCCGUCGUCAGUCCGAAGCCUAAAGGCCAAAUCCUUCCAACCGUCGCCGCGCGAGCCACGCAGUGCGUUCUUGACCGCAGCUAGGACCACGGAUCAUACAAGGUCCUCUUCGACAAAUGCAGUUCGUACGCCAGUCAAGAACCCCGCUGGGCCUAGUGUCGCGAACACGACACCUUCCUCAUCCUCUAAGCGCAUGUCUACCAUGCCUCAUGCAACCGGCUUGGGCGCCCGCACCAUCAGUCCUACAGACGCACGACGCAUGAAACGCAUGUCAAUUGCGCCUCCUGCACCACCCAUGCCACACACCCCUCCCACGCAGCAGACAGAGCCUCUUCCCACCCGACCUAUCUCCACAAAUCAAUCUCCAUCAUUUAUUCCGAGGAAAAGCGUCACCCCUUCCUCUAACCGAACAACUCCUGAUCCGAAUCGCAAGUCAUACAGUUCAGGGCUAUCAUUGUCAUCGAACACUAGCUACAACUCUGUUCGAAACUCAAGUUCGCUCCAACCUCGUCUUUCUCAGAAUUUCUCCUCAUCACGGCUACCGACUCCCAAACCGCGUACGGAGCAAACCUCAAAGGAUUCGGAGGAAGAGGUGCCCCCUGUCCCCGCAAUUCCCAAGGCAUACGAAUCCCCCAAGGGCGAGCUUGAUGCGCCAGUCUUUCCUGCGCCGAGAAAGUCAAGCUUGCCGGUUGAUAUCAGUCUUCUCAACAUUGCGCGAGACUCGGAUUCUGAUGCCCUCGGCGGUGUUGGUGUGACUACAUGCGACAAUGCUGACAUCACCAAUGGCCGUGUCACGAAAACCCCAGAGUCGCGGACGCGGACUUCUACAGUGCUGGGUCGCAAGGGCCUGCAGCCGUUGAAGCUGCCGCCUCUGAACUUGCUUCCUCUUGGUACUCCAAUGACAACAAAGAUUGAGGCAUUGAGAGACAGAGAAGCCGAGGAUAGAAAGGCCCAUACCCCUUCCAACCAAGUUAUGUCAAAGACACCCAGUACCCCCAUGACUGCGUCCAAGGCAAACUUCUGGUAUCGCGAUGAGGAUGACAAGGGCCCAGCAACUCAAGUUCGCAGCAGCACGUCGCACUUUGCACUUAGCUCCGUCUCCACAGCCGGAUUGCGUACGGCAAGCAGUAACGGCGCCUUUGGCCCUACAGAUACGCCCAAUGGCACUCGCAACAUCUCGCCGUACGCCUCAUAUACGCUUCCGAAGUCCAGCACCGAGUUCAAUGCUCUCCGUCAUCAGGCUAGCGGGGAUUAUUCCAACAGAGUAUCCCAGUCCUACAAGCUCACUGGGCCUCGACCUCAGACACAGAGCGCCAUUUUCGCACCAGCCUCUGAGAGACUUAGCCAGAUCUCAACCCCAUCCGAGCCUGAGAGUACCACUGUGGUGCCGGCUUCCACUCUGAAAGAUCGCCUGAAUGUGGCUCGCCUGCGCAGCAAUUCGAAGGCAAAUCUUGCAGCUGAAGCUGAAGCUGACCGUGCCAAGUAUGAUAACAUGCCGCCACCAAAGCUCCCGGCUUCUGCAACAUGGAAUAAUCUCUCUUCCGUGACCUCGACCAGCCCUGUUACGAAGACUUCGUAUCUCAAGCCUCGGCGCCAAUCCUCCGUUUCGAGUAUCACCAAGCAGCCUGCUCCUCGGAAACCAAGUGUGAGCAGCGAUCGGAGCCUUCCCCUCGAGCACACCAUGACCAAUGAGUCCACGGGUAGCGAUCAUUCUCACAACCGUGGCGCUAGCAACUACGUGUCCUCUGUCCACAAGAUUAUUAGCAAUGCUCGAUCCAGUGCAGCCGCCACUUCACGCACAGCUGAUGCCAGUGUUGACGCAGAUACAGUUAUCGCAGAUGAAGAAAUGAGGCGGUUGGGUGCGAAGCGGAAGGACUUUGAAACUGCAGCCAAGCAGUUGGAUGAACUGCGUCGCAAGGCAGGACCAAAGGAUCGUGUCAGUCCUGCCCAGGCGCUCAAGAUGGCGAACUUGAACAUCUUUGAGCGCGGUGAGAUUAUUGACUACCGUGAUAUCUUCUUCUGUGGCACGCAGAAUGCAAAGAAGCACGUGGGAGAUCUGCACUCGGGCGCCGCGAACUUUGGCUAUGACGACGAUCGUGGAGAUUAUAACAUUGUGAUUGGUGAUCAUCUCGCCUAUCGCUAUGAGGUUGUGGAUGUCCUAGGCAAGGGAAGUUUCGGACAAGUUGUGCGCUGUGUCGACCACAAGACUGGAGCUUUGGUCGCUGUCAAGAUCAUUCGCAACAAGAAGCGAUUCCACCAGCAAGCUCUCAUUGAAGUCAAUCUCCUCAAGAAGCUAAAGGAUUGGGAUUCCGAGCGCCGACACAGCGUGGUCGCUUUCGACCAAAGUUUCUACUUCCGUGGUCAUUUGUGCAUCUCCACCGAGCUUCUAGGCAUGAAUCUUUACGAAUUCAUCAAGGCGCACGACUUCCGCGGGUUUUCGCUCAAGCUUAUUCGCCGCUUCACGAAACAGAUGCUCAGCAGUCUGGUUCUGUUGCACGCUAAGAAGGUCAUUCACUGCGAUCUGAAGCCCGAGAACAUUCUUCUUGUUCACCCGUUGAACUCGGAGAUUCGAGUCAUUGACUUUGGGUCAAGUUGCUUUGAGAAUGAAAAGGUCUACACCUACAUCCAGAGUCGUUUCUACCGCUCUCCGGAAGUCAUCCUUGGAAUGUCCUACGGCAUGCCCAUCGACAUGUGGAGCUUGGGCUGUAUUCUGGCUGAAUUGCUCACCGGUUAUCCCAUCUUCCCGGGUGAGAACGAACAGGAACAGCUGGCUUGCAUUAUGGAGGUCUUUGGCCCUCCCGAAAAGCAUCUGAUUGAAAAGAGCACCCGCAAGAAGUUGUUCUUCGAUUCUCUCGGCAAACCACGCUUGACUGUUUCGUCCAAGGGUCGCCGUCGCCGUCCAAGCUCCAAGGAUCUUCGGCAAGUUCUCAAGUGCGAUGAUGAAGCCUUCUUGGACUUCCUCUCUCGUUGUCUCCGCUGGGAUCCCACUCGUCGACUGAGCCCCCAUGACGCGUUGAAACAUGAGUUCAUCACCGGGGUCAAGUUGUCCACUCGACCUCGGAUGUAUGCGGCCGCAUCACCUUCCAAGCGAGGAGCCUCGACCUCCAGUUCGCGGCCGCUGCCCGAGCCUCCGGGUGGUACCCUGAAGAGUGCUCGCACUCGCGAUGUCUCGGGCACAUCCCCAGUCAAGGGCAGCAGUGGAAAACGGCACUCAACGGUCACCGGUCUGCCACCAUCCAGCCCCGCUAAGCGAGGAUCAAACACUUCCACGAUCUCCGGGACUGGGCUACCUCGUGCCUCGGCGCGCAGUAUCAGUGGGAAGCCAGACCUCGCCACGGCGGCGGCUGCGACCAGCCUUGUGAGUUGA